CGAAACUGUGAGCGAUAAGAGGGAAGGGAGAGAGAGAGAGAGAGAGAGAACGAGUGCUUCACAUGAACCAGAGCUCCUUCCCGCAAAGCAAUGCCUGGCAUCAUCUGAAUUCUAUGUAACUUUUUCCGUAUCUUUGACGUUGCUUUCGCCAAUUUCACUGUCUUUGUCUCCGAAUAUCCAAGAUCUUGGAGGAUAAUGCUAUCUCUGAGAAACAUUUUUCAGAGGAAGGCUUGAUCCGGCCUGAAAUCUUCGAUUAUUGAGGUUUUUUCUGCUUCACUUCAUCUUGGGCUGUUAAGAGAGGAGCAACCUCAAAGGCUUAGGACUUCAAUGUUAUUUGCUUAAUCAAAGGACUUUAGGUUGAUUUCCAGAGAGGAUGGCGUCAUGGGAUCAACUGGGGGAAAUUGCAAGUGUGGCGCAGUUGACUGGAGUAGAUGCUGUGCGGUUGAUUGCGAUGAUUGUAAAAGCUGCAAAUACUGCACGGAUGCAUAAGAAAAACUGCAGGCAUUUUGCACAGCAUCUGAAGUUAAUUGGGAACUUGCUGGAGCAGCUCAAGAUCUCAGAGCUAAAGAGGUAUCCAGAGACUAGGGAACCUCUGGAGCAGCUGGAAGAUGCCCUCAGAAGGUCUUACAUAUUGGUCAAUAGUUGUCAAGAUCGGAGCUACCUUUAUUUGCUGGCCAUGGGUUGGAACAUUGUUUAUCAAUUCAGGAAGGCUCAGAAUGAAAUUGAUAGAUACCUACGUCUUGUUCCUCUCAUUACUCUUGUUGACAAUGCUCGAGUCAGGGAGAGACUUGAAUUUAUUGAAAAGGAUCAACGUGAAUACACAUUGGAUGAUGAGGACCAGAAGAUGCAGACGGUUAUUUUAAAACCUGAGCCUGACAAAGAUGAUGCUGCAGAACUGAAGAAAACUCUUUCAUGCUCUUACCCCAACUGUUCUUUCACUGAAGCACUUAAAAAAGAAAAUGAAAAGCUUAAACUUGAACUACAACGAUCACAAGCAAAUUUGGAUAUGAAUCAGUGUGAAGUCAUUCAACGUUUAUUGGAUGUCACAGAAGUUGCAGCUUAUUCUCUUCCGGAGAAGUGUUCAACUGAAAAAAGUCAUAAGAAAGUGCAAUACAGUUACACUGAUGCCAAUGAUGACCAGGGUCAUUCAUCUGAUGAAAAACACCAUAAAAUAAUUGACAAUUUUUCACCAGCAAGAUUGUCAGUUUCACAAAAGGAACUGGUGUCAACUGGAGGUUCAUAUCAGCAGGAAGAUUGGCACACUGAUUUACUUGCUUGUUGUUCUGAGCCUUCUCUUUGUCUGAAGACGUUCUUCUGUCCUUGUGGAACAUUUUCAAAGAUUGCUACUGUUGCAACAAACAGGCCCAUGUCCUCUGGAGAAGCAUGUAAUGAAUUGAUGGCAUAUUCAUUAAUUUUAUCUUGUUGUUGCUAUACUUGUUGCAUAAGGAGGAAGCUUCGGAAGAUGUUGAACAUCACGGGGGGCUUUAUUGAUGAUUUUCUCUCUCAUUUGAUGUGUUGCUGCUGUGCCCUUGUGCAAGAAUGGAGAGAAGUGGAGAUCCGUGGGGUUAGUGGUCCUGAGAAGACCAAAACAAGCCCUCCACCCUCCCAGUACAUGGAAACUUAAGUAACAAAUGAGAUUGUCAUUUGGUUGUUUAGAGAUUCAAGGGUCCUUGAAGACCAUACUAAAUAGAGGCAUUGGCUAUUGGAAUUAUCAAAGGAAAGCAGUAACUAUGUAUUUUGAUUCUCACCUCACCUGGCCUUGGUUAAACUAUGUAUAGUAGCUUUUUUGUGUUAUACUAAAAGCCCGUCUGUUUGGGCUUCUAGAAAAAAUGAUUUUUAUCUCUUUUUUAUUUUAGAAGUAUUUUUUAUAAA
This is a messenger RNA of Gastrolobium bilobum, 1872 nucleotides long. Its product is annotated as protein MID1-COMPLEMENTING ACTIVITY 1-like. The transcript is spliced from 9 exons. Gene Ontology annotation, biological process: cell surface receptor signaling pathway. The record is from RefSeq and is a predicted model, not a curated record. Lineage: Eukaryota; Viridiplantae; Streptophyta; Magnoliopsida; Fabales; Fabaceae. The coding region runs from base 374 to 1624 and encodes 416 amino acids.